ACGACAAGCAUGACACCACUUCCUCAUGCACGACUAUCAACAACAUCCUUAUGCAGUCAUCACCAAAUACAACAGAAGUGCUCCAGAGAGUCUCACCCAUGCAUCUAAGUCACUGUUGCUGUCAGAAAGUUGGGUUGACUUCCUCUUCAAUUGUGGCGCAAAGCAACGACAAGCACGACACCACUUCCUCAUGCACGGCUAUCAACAACAUCCUUAUGCAGUCAUCACCAAAUACAACAGAAGCAGAAGGCACUCCAGAGAUUUUGGGCACCACCUCAACCCAUGUGUCUGAGUCACAGUUGCUGUCAGACAAUGACUUUAACUUCCUCAUCGACGAUGAGGUUGCCGAGCAGCUGGGGUUGAUUUUUUACGAAUCGGAGAUGGCCAACUUGUCCACCAACGGAAUUGUGACACAAAGCGAUGAUGAGCUUGACACUCCUCUCCUCGACAACAUCAGUAUGAAGACAACAUCACCAAAAACAACUACUACAGGCAAUAAGGAAAACUCGGCCAAUCAAAUUCAAGGAAAUUCACCAGCUUCCAGAAAAAGAAAGUUAUCUCGAAGAAACUGCUGCCCCUACUGCAAAAGACUCAUUACGAACUUCGGUUGACAUCUUGUAGCAGUUCAUCGUGAUGAAGAAUCCGUGCAAGAAUAUCUCAAUAUAAGAGGAGAGAAUUUGAAAGAUAGAGCUCAUAAACGAGCUGAAAUUUCUAACAAACUACGAAAAGAAGGUAAUUAUAUGUAUAGUACUUCUCACAAGCAGUCUAUCAUACCAACAAAGAGGUUGUCAGUAGAUGAGCCGCAAACCAUUUCAAACA
Messenger RNA from Nilaparvata lugens (brown planthopper), 819 nucleotides. RefSeq lists its product as uncharacterized. The record is from RefSeq and is a predicted model, not a curated record. The coding region runs from base 51 to 611 and encodes 186 amino acids. The transcript has 4 exons. NCBI's taxonomy places the organism in Eukaryota, Metazoa, Arthropoda, Insecta, Hemiptera, Delphacidae.